GCGGCAAUACUGGCGACGGCGCCUGAGCUGAGUUGUCAAAAAGUUGGCAUUUCUUCCAUCUGUUUUAUUUUGCUGAAAUCUAUUUCUAUACACUAUAGAACGAGAAUGUAACAUAAUUUGAUUUGUGCCGUAAUAUUUGUGUUUCUAAUUACUUACGAAAACUUAAUUUUAGUGACAAUCUUAUUGGAAAGAUUUAAAAAAUAUUAAAUGAGAACUUAAUUUUGCGCGAUGUAAAAAUUUUCAAUUUCAAGUUAUUAUUUAAGUUGAGAUAUAAAGAACUAUCGUUUGGGUAGUAAUAAACUGCAAUUGUGAUUGUUAUGUUAAUGGUGACAUAAUGGUGUAAUCGUUAUUGGUUUCAUUGUGAAUUUGUAUAAAAAUAUAAUAAUGGACAACAACAUGGAUUCUCCGACAGCUGAAAGUCCUCUGCCGGAACUUGAAGUUCACGACUGUGAGACUGACUACUCAAGUAUUCGAGGAAAGAUGAUACUUGUGAGUCCAACAGCUGAUGAGUAUGAUUUGCUACGCAAACAAUUAUUAGAGAGGCUAGACACGGGAAAUGGUGAAAUUAUUUACGACAUUGGCCAUGGAGAGGAUGGUCGGGGGUUAACAGAGGAUGAAUACAGCGCGUCAGUGGCGACGCUACAGUCUCUGGUGAGCGGGGAGCGCAUAUCGUGCGUCGAGCUGCGGCGCUGGGAGUGCGGCACCGGUCUCACCGGCCAGUAUCUGCUACGCACAGAAGUAGACCAUAAUGAUUUUAUGGAAAUAAGGGUCGCCGUAGUGGGCAAUGUAGAUGCCGGUAAGUCCACCCUGCUGGGAGUGCUGACACACGGCGAACUUGACAAUGGAAGAGGCUACGCUCGACAGAGGCUGUUCAGACACAAGCACGAGGCUGAGAGCGGGAGGACCAGCUCCGUCGGGAAUGACAUAUUAGGGUUCGACAGCCUGGGUAAUGUGGUGAACAAGCCCGAGCACGGCGCGCUGGACUGGGUGAAGAUCUGCGAGAAGUCGUCCAAGGUCAUCACGUUCAUCGACCUGGCGGGACACGAGCGGUACCUCAAGACCACCGUCUUCGGCAUGACGGGACACGCGCCGGACUUCGGCAUGCUUAUGAUCGGCGCGAACGCCGGCAUCGUGGGCAUGACGAAGGAGCACCUGGGGCUGGCGCUGGCGCUGGCCGUGCCCGUCUUCGUGGUCGUCACCAAGAUCGACAUGUGCCCCCCCAACGUGCUACAGGAUAAUCUCAAAUUACUAAUCAGGAUUCUGAAGUCCUCCGGAUGUCGCAAGGUGCCGGUGAUGGUGAAGACUAGAGAUGACGUUAUCGUUAGUGCAACCAAUUUUGUGUCUCAAAGACUGUGUCCCAUCUUCCAAGUGUCCAACGUGACUGGAGAAAAUCUAGAAAUGCUGACGAUGUUCCUGAACCUUCUGAAGACCCGGAUGCCCUCUCAGGACGACAAACCCGCCGAGUUUCAGAUCGACGACACGUACUCCGUCCCCGGCGUCGGCACGGUGGUGUCGGGCACGACGCUGGCGGGGCUCAUCCGGCUCAACGACACGCUGCUGCUGGGGCCCGACCCGCUGGGCCGCUUCACGCCCAUCACCGUCAAGAGCAUCCACCGCAAGCGCAUGAGCGUGGCCGAGGUGCGCGGCGGGCAGACCGCCAGCUUCGCGCUCAAGAAGAUCAAGAGGUCUCAGAUCCGCAAGGGCAUGGUGAUGGUGUCUCCGGCUCUCAACCCACAGGCUUGCUGGCAGUUCGAGGGGGAGAUCCUGGUGUUACACCACCCGACCACUAUCUCCUCGCGAUACCAGGCCAUGGUGCACUGCGGCAGCAUCCGUCAGACGGCAUCUAUCCUGUCCAUGUCGCGAGAGUGUCUGCGCACGGGAGACAAGGCACUCGUUCGCUUCCGCUUCAUCAAACACCCCGAGUAUCUCAAGUGUGGCCAGCGCAUGGUGUUCCGCGAGGGCCGCACCAAGGCCGUGGGCAACGUGCUGCGGCCCGAGCCCGCCGCCGCGCCGCGCGCGCCGCCCGUGCGCCCCGCGCGCGCCCCCCGCGCGCCCGCCGCGCCGCCCGCCGCGCCCGCGCACGCCCCGCCGCCGCCCGCGACGCAGGAGAGCGACGUGACGGCGGUGGACUCCCCGUUCGAGGUGCAGACGGACAAGCGCGCGCCGGCGCGGCGCCGCAAGCGGCACGACAAGCCCGCGCCGCCCGCGCUCGCCGCCAACUGAGCGCGCUGCACUCCACCAUAAACAGCUCGCAGCUCCGAAACCUCUUACUGUCCCUGCGAACCGUACUCGAAGUACUUUGUUCAAUAGUAAACUUAAGCCUACAUCGACAUAAUCGAUGCCAAAAAUUUCCGUUU
Messenger RNA from Vanessa tameamea, 2357 nucleotides. It is a transcript of the gene GTPBP1, whose product is annotated as GTP-binding protein 1. The record is from RefSeq and is a predicted model, not a curated record. The transcript has 13 exons. Gene Ontology annotation, molecular function: GTP binding; GTPase activity; translation elongation factor activity. Gene Ontology annotation, biological process: translational elongation. NCBI's taxonomy places the organism in Eukaryota, Metazoa, Arthropoda, Insecta, Lepidoptera, Nymphalidae. Bases 385 to 2223 code for a protein of 612 amino acids.